CAGACCGCUGUUCUGGACUUUUUCUCCUCCAGUCCACAGCCGUCUCACUACGUUCCAGAUCAUUCCGAGUGGCAUGACUCAGACUGCGGCUCGGGCAGCUUGCAGAGAUAAUUACAUCGACCUCGUCACUGUGUACUCUGAUGAAGACUACACUGACCUGUAUAAUAUGAAGCCUUAUGGGUAUUGGAGCUGGAUCGGUCUCUAUCGCAGUGUGUUCAGUGAGAAAUGGUCUAAUGGUGAUCCUGUAACAUUCAGAAAUCUGGCAGGGGUUUGUGGGACAUCGAGCUACUGUGCUGCUAUGAAGACUGAUGGUUCAUGGGAAAGUCUUCAGUGCACAGGGACGCGAUAUUUCAUGUGCUAUGAAGAUGCUUCUUCACAGACUCCUAAUUAUCAUCUAAUCCUUGAGAGUAAGACCUGGUCUGGUGCUCAGCGUUACUGCAGGGGGAAAUACACUGACCUGGUCAGUAUCAGAGAUCAGCAGCAGAAUGAAGAGGUGAAGAUUAAAGGGUUAAACAGCACCACGUCCUUCUGGAUCGGCCUGCUGUGUGAUGACUGGCAGUGGACCGAUGGAGGAAACUCCGCCUACAGAAACUGGUGGAGUGGUCAUCCUCUAUCAUCACCAUACGACUGUGUAAUAUUGAGUGAAUGGGGAUGGAAUUCAGUAGCAUGCAGUAAUAAUUAUCCUCCUCUGUGCUACAGCAUUUCCAUCCAUGUGAGUGAUGAGGCUCUGAGCUGGGAGGAAGCGCUGGAUUACUGUCGUGACGGGAACAGGGCUGGAAUUCUCAACAUCGAUUCUGAAUCUGAACAGGAAGAGCUGGAGUCUGAGCUCAGGAGGAGGCGUGUCCCCCCAGGGAAUCUGUGGGUGGGGCUUGGACCGAACCGUCUCUCUGAGAUGAAGGUGUCGUCCGGGCCGCUGACCUGCGAGGACGUAGAGAGACAGACAGAACCUCCGCUGUCUCACUGCGCUGCUGACACACACACUGCAGAAGCAGCACCUGAUUAUGUGAUGGACUCUGCUGAACUUCGAGUCGUGUGUAAAUUGAAAUAAAAGGCGGUUUUCUCCAUGCUGGAAGAACAGAGCACUGCACAGUUGAGUGUUUUCCAGCACUAACUCACCUGAACCCUUCAUUAUGCAUGUGUUCACUAGGUGAUGAGUUGAAUCAGGUGUCAUAGAGCAGGAAAAAGCCUAAAGUGUGCAGGAACUGUUCACACACGCAGAGCUUUACACACCAAUUCACAUUCACCAGAAUAUCCACAAGAUGUACUUAAGGCUUUCAGACGAAUUCAUACAAAUACACACAUUUUUAAGAUAUUAAUCCUUUUCUCCAUAAUUCUUAAGAUACAAUUUAUUCAUGUUUCUUUUCUAUUAAAUCAAUAUAUAAUAAGAAAUAUAAUUUUAUUAAUUUCUCUUGUGAUAUCUUUUGUGUUGUUUCUCUUCAUUUGCAGCAGGCGAGUGUUUGUACAUUUAAUGAUCUGAUUCUACUAAAGUAAAGUUUUUGGGUUUUGGGGUUUAGUAGCUGAAUAAACACUAAUGUUGAGUUUAGAAACUAUUGAUGUUCUAUAUUAAUAAAAUGUAACCCGAUAUUUUUACAGUAAUAAAGUUUUCA
Molecule: messenger RNA, 1607 nt
Organism: Ictalurus furcatus (blue catfish)
Lineage: Eukaryota; Metazoa; Chordata; Actinopteri; Siluriformes; Ictaluridae
Product: macrophage mannose receptor 1-like
Exons: 4
Coding region: 74-1048 (324 amino acids)
Source: RefSeq, a predicted model, not a curated record